Messenger RNA from Symbiodinium natans, 1317 nucleotides. Lineage: Eukaryota; Dinophyceae; Suessiales; Symbiodiniaceae. The record is from the annotation of a GenBank genome assembly.
AUGUCCGAGGAGUUUCAGCAGGGCCAGAUGUCGGCCGCGGAGUACUCGCCCAGGAGCCCGGGGGAUGAAGUUGGGGAGUCCAUCGCCCUGAUCCAAUCCGUGGCCAAGGGGUUGGAACCUGCCCAGCAGCUGCAGCUGUGGCAGGAUGUGGGCUAUGCUGCGUUGAGCGACGCCGUCAACAUCUCUGUGACCAAUUGCUCGCAGGACUGUGGAUCCAAUGGGGCGUGCUCGGCUUCAAACUAUGUUGUUAUGGCUGGGAGUACUGUGUUGGUGACGAAUGCGACCCGUGACACGCCAGUCUCCAGUGGGCAGAGAUUGGUCGAGGUGCAAAGUUGGACGCGCUGUGCCUGCAAUGCUGGCUGGCAGGGAGAGGCAUGUGAGCUUCGGACCUUCGAGGCCCAGUCCCAGCAGCUCCUCACCGGGGCCGUGGUGGAGGCCCUUCGUGGCCUCCUCAGCUCUCCGCUGCAGCUGCAGGUCCUCGGAAUGACUUAUCAGCAAGGAGCAUUGGCUAGGCUGAUGAAGCUGCUGGGACGUAUCUGCGAGGACUGUCGGCGAGUCUCCUUGAACGUUCUCGCAUCCCUCACCGGGCUCGCAGCAGGCCUUGCCGGAAUGUUGCCCAAGUCGGCGCUCCGGGUCGCUGCUACGGAGACGGCGGCCCUGAUGUCGCAGAUCUACGCCUGCAUUCCUUCCGAGGCUCCCAUGGACUCCAUGGCGGAGAUGCCAGCACCUGCGACCGUGUUGCUCACGGCCUUGGGCAGCUCGGAGGUUUGCCGGAGGAUCACUGGCACAAACACGACCGUUUGCUACGAUCUCGCAAGUUCGGAGGUGCGCAUGACGUGCACCCUGCUUGAGAGAGAGUACCAGGCUGACAUCUACCUGAACCCAACGGCCUCCACCAGCUCGCAGGUCAGCUGCCGCGCCAACUUGAACCUGGGCCUUUCAGACCCCUAUCCAUGUCCAUGUUCGGUGCCUGAUGGCACCUUCCUGGGCUUUGGGCGAUCUGGACAUGAGCCGCCGCUCAGUGAGACCCUGGGAGUGAGGAACGAGAAGGACAUCCUGUGGCGAGAGCUGCUGAAGCUGUUCUGGAACAGCACCAAGUACGGCGGAAACGGGAGCUCCAUUCGUGUUCCGCAACCCGGCCCAGCCUUGGCGGCGGCGCUGUGGCUGGAGGAAACGGGUGCUCCGGCCAGCGAGGUUUCAGCCGCCCUUGCGCAGGCUGAGCACUGGCGUUUGGUGCAGCAGGCCGUGAUCUAUAGAUUCUCUGUUGACCCUAUCCAGCGGCGUUUGAUUCUUAUUGCUUGGCUCAGGGGACCUUAG